This is a messenger RNA of Alosa alosa (allis shad), 3267 nucleotides long. RefSeq names its product HMG box domain containing 4a (gene hmgxb4a). The record is from RefSeq and is a predicted model, not a curated record. The coding region runs from base 603 to 2612 and encodes 669 amino acids. The transcript has 13 exons. NCBI's taxonomy places the organism in Eukaryota, Metazoa, Chordata, Actinopteri, Clupeiformes, Clupeidae.
UUCUGUUUGCGGGGACUGUGAAGUGUAUGCAUUCUUUCAGUCUCUCAUAGAAACGAAAUUACGGAGGUAAAAUUACUUGCAUAUCAUUACUAAAUAUUGAAUUAAUCCUGAAUCGGGCCUGCAUACGCAGAAGCCAGGAGCUGUCUUGACAAAAUUGCCUGUGCUACUGUCGCUCAGAGCCAGCCAGGAGAGUUGCUUUGGCGAAGGAUGGGAGAAUGGGACACUGCUGAAGUGAAGGGGGUGUGUUUGUGUAUCUUUUCGAAAGUAGGCGGGAAAUGCCCUUUCAAAAAUAAGCCCCAAUUUUGACAGCAACAUCACAGACGUCAUCACACUAUCGUAACAAACACAACAUUAUUGAUAAGGUUUGGGAGCUUGUUGGCGUCAGCAAUUGUAGCCCAAUGUUGAUUGUAAGACAUCCAGGGUAAUGUCAUCUUUUCAAUAUUCUACGUGACAAGAUAGGUUCUAGAUUAGUGAAAAGGAAAUGUAACCAGAAGUGGACAAAACUAAACAGUGCAUGGGCUUUCGUUCCGGAUGGUACAGGGAAAAUACUGGAAUCCCCCCCAGAGUCUGACUGUCCUCGCAGUUUGCAGAGUGGGUCAGCUAUGGCUUUCGAGGAGGUCAAGAAGAAGGGAGCUAUGGAUCUUUCUUGUCUAGACGUGUCAUUGAUAGAAGGAGAUAUUGGCUUGGUGGCAGGUCGUAGCCAGCGGGAGAAGAGGCGCUCAUAUAAAGACCUUCUACGAGAGGAAGAGGAAAUCGCUGCGCAGGUGCGCAAGUCCUCAAAGAAACGUCCUAAGGACUCAGAGCUGUUCCUGUUGGGUGGAGACUUGCACAAGAAGAAGAAAAAACAUAAAAGUGAUGACUACUAUUACAGAGAUCACCAUGGCUCAGGCCCUCCUCCCCAUAAGAAGAAGCGCAAGUCAUCGGAUCGCUCGCCGACCCUCUCCUCGCAGCACUCCUCCCACUCCACGGACACGGCCAUGGGCCUCCUCCAGGCCAUCACCUCUCCUCUGGCCACUGGCUCGGACCUCGGCCCCCAUCUGCACAAGAAGCCCUCCUACCCCGUUUCGUCCUCCCACUCCUCCUCCCACUCAGCCAAGGAGCGCAAGCGGGAGGGGGGCAGUGGCGGUGGUGGAGGCUCUGGCUCGUCCAAGUCAGGAGGACACUCCUACCCUCCUCACCAGCGCUCUGGUGGCGGCGCGUUGUCAUCGUCUUCCGCUGGGUCGUCCUCCAAGAAGCACUCGCACUCUUCGUUGUCCUCCUCCUCACGGUCAUCGCUGUUCCACGGCGGCAGCGGUGGUGGUGGAGGGAGAGGGGAGCCCCUGACGCUCAGGGAAGCGGAGGGUCUCAAAAUGAAGCUCAUCCUCUCGCCCAAAGAAAAGGACGCACCAGCGUCGGAGAGCUUCCCUCCCUUCCCCGGCACGCACUCGUCCUCGUCCACCACCCCCUCCUCAGGCCUCACGUCACCCUUGUCCUCCUCGUCUGUCAUGAAGAAGAGCAGUGGGAAGAAGGAGAAGGAGCGAGAGAGGGACAGGGGGUCGCAGCCUAAACCCAUCAAGAAAAAACUGCAGAACCUGGAGCCACUGCCUGUUGUGGGCAAGGAGGUGGAGGUAGAGGGGCAUUAUGGGAGCUCUCUAGGCUCACUUGGGGGAGACAGCUCCUCUUCAGGAGGCGAACUGGAGGCGGGAGAGCUGGUCAUCGACGACACAUACACCCACCUCUCCAAGAAAAAGAAGAAGAGCAAAAAGAGCAAGAAAAAGAAGGAGAAAGAGAAAGACAGGGAGAGGGAGAAAGACAAAAGCUCAAAAGAGAAGAAGCAUAGUAAAGGAAGCAGCAGUAGCAAGAAGGGCUACUCGGAUCCCUCUAGAAGCCACUCCCAUUCCCAUAGCGCAGCCAAUCACAGCACUUCAGGUGGGAUGUAUCCCAUAGCCACCCCAGUCCCCUCACAUCACCACACCAGCAGUGACAUAACGAGUGAAAAGAAGAAAAAGAAAGAGGAGAAAGAUCGGGACAAACAUGACAAAGACAAGCCCAAAAAGAAAAACGCGACUGCGUAUCAGGUAUUUUGUAAGGAAUACAGGGUCAACAUCAAUGCUGAGCAGCCUGGACUGGUGUUCGGCGAGCUGAGCAAAAAGCUUGCAGAGGUGUGGAAACAACUUCCGGAGAAGGACAAAUUGGUAUGGAAGCAGAAAGCUCAAUACUUGCAGCAUAAGCAGAACAAAGCUGAGGCCACCACUGUCAAACGCAAGAGUUCAGCUUCCGACGGUAGUAGAAGUAAAGGUUCCAGUAAGGGUCUAGCUGCAGGCUUGUCUCCUGGGAGAGCCUCCUUAGGAGCAUCACUGUCGCCGGCACGCGUCCCUGAGGUAGAUCCUAUCGACGCAGCAGCCCACCUGCAGCUCCUGGGCGAGUCGCUGUCCCUCAUUGGUCACCGGCUCCAGGAGACUGAGGGUAUGGUGGCAGUUUCCGGAAGCCUCUCUGUGCUGCUUGACUCCAUCUUGUGUGCCCUCGGCCCGCUCACCUGUCUAACAGCUCAGAUCCCGCAGCUCAACGGCUGUCCCCGCAAUGUCCUGUCAAAGACGCUGGACAACAUAGCUUACAUCAUGCCUGGACUAUGAGGAUCGUCCCUCCUUUUGACACGUAACAGGAAGGACGUCAGUCAAAGGACUCUUUGAAAAGACAUUAAAAGCAUCCUUGGAAUUUAAAGGGUGGAUUUGUAGUGUGCACCCACAAACUCAUGUUUUUAAUGCAUUUUUAAAAUUCUUAGUUAUUUUUUAUUAUUAUUUUUUAAGGAAAACAGGAAUUCUAUUUUAGAGAGCGCUUUUCAUUUUUAAGUCUGAAUUCAUUAGGUGUUACUGUUACUGUAUGCUUGUGUGACUGUGAGCACUUACGUCUCUGUGUGGGAAAUGCAUUGUUUGAUUGUUUAUGUACAUUUGUGUGUGUUUGAGUGUGGAUGUGGAUGUAUUUGUUACUGCCUCAUUUUCAAGCAUCCGUCUUGUCCAAAAAAUAAUAAUUUUUUACUCAAAUGUAACAGGUCAGGGUCCAACCUAGUUUUAUGCUUUUGUUAAUGUACCAUGAAGAUAAUAUAUAGCACUUUUUCAGCUGUAGUUUCUCAUUGUAUUUUGUAUGUGUAUGAUCCAAAAAAUCAUGCAAAAAUGAAAAAUAAGGAGAGAAAAAGCAUGGGUUUUCAAAAAAAAAAAAGUCCUGAAAGUGCAGUCAAGCACAUUGUGGUGAUUUCUAGUUUUACAGUAAAAACACAAAGUGUUAAAAACA